Baudoinia panamericana UAMH 10762 is the source of this 627-nucleotide messenger RNA. RefSeq lists its product as uncharacterized. Gene Ontology annotation, biological process: cytoplasmic translation. The transcript has 3 exons. NCBI's taxonomy places the organism in Eukaryota, Fungi, Ascomycota, Dothideomycetes, Mycosphaerellales, Teratosphaeriaceae. Gene Ontology annotation, cellular component: ribosome; cytosolic large ribosomal subunit. The coding region runs from base 49 to 627 and encodes 192 amino acids. The record is from RefSeq and is a predicted model, not a curated record. Gene Ontology annotation, molecular function: rRNA binding; structural constituent of ribosome.
GCCUCACAUCGACAAUCCACGCCGACAACAUUUGUCCAAUCGCCCAAGAUGCGGUACAUCCACUCGAAGGAGGAGCUGCAAAUUCCAGAUGGCGUCAAAGUCCACAUUAAAACGCGUAUCGUGACCGUCGAGGGCCCUCGCGGCAAGCUCACAAACAACCUCUCCCACUUGGCCGUCUCCUUCUCCACGCCUUCACCAGAUAUGAUCAACAUCGAGCUGCACCACGGCUCAAGGAAGAACGUCGCCACUCUCCGAACAGUGCGCACCAUCAUCUACAACAUGAUCGUCGGCGUGACGAAGGGCUACAAGUACAAGAUGCGAUAUGUCUACGCUCACUUUCCGAUCAACGUGAACAUGGAAAAGAACAAGGACACUGGGCUGUGGGAGGUGGAGAUACGGAAUUUCUUGGGCGAGAAGCUCGUCCGUCGCGUGACCAUGCAUCAUGGUGUCGAUGUGGAGGCAUCGAAGAAUCAGAAGGAUCAGCUCGAGCUAACCGGAAACUCCCUCGAGAACGUCUCACAGUCAGCCGCAGACAUCCAGCAAGUCUGUCGAGUGCGGAACAAGGAUAUCCGGAAGUUCUUGGACGGCUUGUAUGUCAGCGAGCGCGGCAACAUUGUCGAGGAGUAG